AUGGCUGAUGAUCAAGAAAAUGAUAAGAACAUUGAGACAUGGAAAAUUAAGAAAAUGAUCAAGGCCUUAGAAUCAGCAAGAGGAAAUGGAACCAGCAUGAUCUCCCUUAUCAUACCCCCAGGUGGUCAAAUAGCUGGGGUAACUAAGAUGCUGGCAGAAGAAUAUGGAACUGCUUCAAACAUUAAGAGUAGGGUAAACCGUCAGUCUGUGUUAGGUGCGAUUACAUCUGCUCAGCAGAGGCUCAAGCUGUACAAUAAGGUUCCACCCAAUGGACUAGUGCUUUAUAUUGGAACUGUUUUGACUGAAGAUGGGAAGGAAAGAAAGGUCACUUUUGAUUUUGUGCCUUUUAAGCCCAUAAAUGCAUCUCUCUACCUCUGUGACAAUAAGUUUCAUACAGAACCUCUGAAUGACCUCUUAGAAUCUGACGACAAGUUUGGGUUUAUUGUCAUGGAUGGAAAUGGCACCCUUUUUGGGACCUUAAGUGGCAACACCCGAGAGGUGCUUCAUAAAUUCACAGUUGACCUUCCUAAAAAACAUGGAAGAGGAGGACAAUCAGCUCUUCGAUUUGCCCGUCUUCGAAUGGAGAAACGCCACAACUACGUAAGGAAGGCGGCGGAGCUGGCUACACAAUUUUUUAUAAAUCCUGCAACUAGUCAGCCAAAUGUUUCAGGAUUAAUACUAGCUGGAUCUGCAGAUUUCAAGACUGAGCUAAGCCAAUCUGAUAUGUUUGAUCUACGGCUUCGAGCCAAGAUACUCAAUGUGGUUGACGUGUCUUAUGGAGGGGAAAAUGGUUUCAAUCAGGCCAUUGAACUAUCUUCGGAGAUUCUGUCGAAUGUAAAGUUCAUUCAAGAAAAGCGCUUGAUAGGAAAAUUCUUUGAGGAAAUCAGCCAGGAUACUGGGAAAUAUGUGUUUGGGGUGGAUGAUACAAUGAAAGCUUUGGAGAUGGGUGCUGUUGAAACACUCAUUGUGUGGGAAAAUCUGGAUAUAAAUAGGUACGAGCUGAAAAACAGCAUCACAAAUGAGAUUGUCAUAAAACACUUCAAUAAGGACCAAGAGGGUGACCAGAGCAACUUCAGGGAUGCAGCCACAUCUGCUGAAUUAGAGGUUCAGGAGAAAGUUCCUCUGCUGGAGUGGUUUGCUGAUGAGUACAAAAAGUUUGGUUGUGCACUUGAGUUUGUUACCAACAGAUCUCAAGAAGGGUCACAGUUCUGCAGAGGAUUUGGUGGCAUUGGGGGAAUCCUUCGUUACCAGGUUGAUAUGAGAUCCUUUGAUGAACCAUCUGAUGAAGAACUGUAUGAGGAUUCUGAGUAA
Molecule: messenger RNA, 1311 nt
Organism: Ilex paraguariensis (yerba mate)
Lineage: Eukaryota; Viridiplantae; Streptophyta; Magnoliopsida; Aquifoliales; Aquifoliaceae
Source: the annotation of a GenBank genome assembly